Molecule: messenger RNA, 1584 nt
Organism: Psilocybe cubensis
Lineage: Eukaryota; Fungi; Basidiomycota; Agaricomycetes; Agaricales; Agrocybaceae
Exons: 16
Coding region: 1-1584 (527 amino acids)
Biological process (GO): fructose metabolic process; fructose 2,6-bisphosphate metabolic process
Cellular component (GO): cytosol
Molecular function (GO): fructose-2,6-bisphosphate 2-phosphatase activity; ATP binding; 6-phosphofructo-2-kinase activity
Source: RefSeq, a predicted model, not a curated record
AUGCAGGAUUCGGGUAUGUUGGUCCAGCCGUUCUCCCCUGGCAUUCCGCCUGCUGCCUUUGGCGCUGGGGGUCCCAUGUUGAAGCAGUUCGAUGAGUCGACGGUUGUGAGUAGGAAGGGAUCGCAGGCGCCGACGCCUCCGUUAUCGGUCAAGGGGAUAGGGAAUAAAGUUGCGAAACCUGAUUAUUCAGAGUCCAAGAUCGUUCUUGCUAUGGUCGGCCUUCCUGCUAGGGGCAAGUCGUACUUGAGCAACAAGCUCAUGAUCUAUCUCAAAGUUUUCAAUGUCGGUCAGCUGCGCCGUACAAGAGCGAAGCAGAAGGCGCAGCAGCUCGGAAUCCAGGAGGAUCACACGGCAUCCUGGUUUAGCCAUGACAAUACCGAAGCGAAUCAGUCGCGGGAGCAGCUCGCACAGGACAGCCUCGAAAUGCUGAUCCAGUGGCUGAAAGACGGGGGGAACGUGGGGAUCCAUGCUGGGCUGCUUCGCUUCGCGCCGUUGGCCUGUCGAGGAAGAGACAGGCGGCGGGAGCGAGGCGGAUUAGCCGGAGCUCCCCUUUUCUGUUAUGAUUCAUCGCCCCUUUACCUUCCCCGCACUUCUGAUGCGACGAACAGCACGCGAGCGAGAAGGGCGAGCAUCGAAGAGCGAGUGGCGAAGGAGAAGGGGAUCCAUCUUAUUUUUCUCGAGUCGUUGUGUGAUGACCCAGCGGUCAUCGCAGCGAAUGUGGCUCUUAAAGUGACGUCUGGCGAUCCCGACUAUAAGGAUAUGUCGCCCGAAGUGGCGAAGCGCGAUUUCCUGAGACGGAUAACAGAGUACGAGAAAGUGUAUGAGACGAUCACGGAGCCGCACCUGUCGUAUCUGCAGAUUGUGAACGUGGGCAGCCAAGUGACGGUGUCGCGGAUCCAUGGGUAUUUGCAGAGUCGAAUUGCGUUUUAUUUGAUGAAUCUGCAUUUGAAGCCGAGGAGUAUCUAUUUGUCUAGGCAUGGAGAAAGCCAGUUUAAUGUGGAAGGCAAGAUCGGAGGUGACUCGUUGCUCUCGCCGAGAGGUAUGAGCUAUGCGGAAGCACUGCCUGCUUUGAUCAAGGACAACAUUGGAGACGCACCCUUGACUGUCUGGACUUCGACAUUGCGGAGAACGAUCCAGACUGCGAGCCAGCUGAAUUUUCCAAAGUUGACGUGGAAGUCGCUGGAUGAAUUAGAUGCUGGUGUUUGUGAUGGCAUGACAUAUGAGGAAAUCGAGCAAGCGUACCCAGACGACUUUGCGAACAGAGAUGAAGACAAGUUCAACUAUCGUUAUCGCGGGGGCGAGUCGUAUCGCGACGUGGUGGUGAGGCUUGAGCCUGUUAUCAUGGAGCUUGAGAGGCAGGAGAAUGUUCUUGUGAUAGGACACCAGGUGGAUCUGCCGUAUAUUAAGAUUCCACUGCACACGGUGAUCAAGCUGACGCCCAAGGCGUAUGGGUGUGACGAGGAACGGUAUGCGCUGCCGAUUCAGGCGGUGGACACGCACCGUCCGAAGCCGAAGGGACCAGCACCUGUAGUGCAUCCCACGACAGCACGACAGUACUUUACGGAGACGGAGGAAAAGGCGUAG